AUGAUUAUUUACUCUCUCAAUAUUAGAGGUGGUGGUAAGAGAGUGAAGAGGAGGAGAAUUGGUUUCAACAUUCAAAAGGGAAGGGUGGACAUAGCUUUUAUUCAAGAAACUAAAUUGAAUGCUUUUCACCAUAAGUAUGCCGAGGAGUUGUGGGGUAAUGAAUUGGUGGAAUGGUCCCAUAUGGAGGCGGUAGGGGCUUCGGGGGGAAUUCUAACAAUGUGGAAGAAAGAUUUUUUCAGUUUGCUUUAUAGCUUCCGGGGCGAAGGAUUCUUAGGAGUGUUCGUGGAAAAAGAUAAUAAUAGAAUUUACUUUGUUAAUAUAUAUGCCUCUUGUGACCACAACAUUAGAAUGGCUUCUUGGAAGAAGUUAGUGGAUCUCAAAAGAAAGAGUGUAGCCGGGUCGUGGUGUUUAGGAGGUGAUUUCAAUAUUGUCUCGUCUUUGGAAGAGAGAGUUGGGAUUUCUAAUAAGAACUACAAGAGGGAGAUAGAAGGUUUCAAUGAGUUCAUUGUUGAUAUGGAGUUGGUGGAUCCCCUUACCAUAGGAGGAAAGUUCACUUGGUCCAACAAAAGCGGAAGUGCUUUGAGUAGAUUGGAUAGAUUUCUAUUAUCCAACUCUUUUGUUAAUGAUUGGAAGGUAGAAGGUCAAUCUAUAGGUGAAAGAGAUGUCUCGGAUCAUGCUCCCAUUUGGAUCAAAGACAACAAGAGAGAUUGGGGACCUAAACCUUUUAGAUCUAACAAUCUUUGGUUUUCUCAUGAAGAAUUCUUUAGUUUUGUGGAGGCGAAAUGGAAAAAGUUAGAGGUGAAGGGAAGAGGGGACUAUUGCUUUGUGGAGAAGUUGAGAGCUAUUAAAAACAAAAUCCGCAUUUGGAAUAAAGAGAUUUUCGGAUGGAUUGAUCUUAACAUUGAAGAAGCGGGGAAAGAAAUGCACUUUUUAGAUAACAAGUUUGCUCAUUUUGCAGGUAAUGUUCCGGAGGCGAUUGUUCUUCAAAGAUCGAAGGCGGCUAUUGAUUUUUGGAACAACCUUUAUAAAAAGGAAGGUUAUCUCCGUCUCAAGUCGAGGCAAUUGUGGUUAUCCGAUGGUGAUAAUAACACGCGUUUUUUCCAUAAUUCUCUUAAAGCUAGAAGAAGGAGGAAUGCUUUAUGUUCUCUUGCCUCUAAUAGAGGAGUGUUGGAGAAUGUGGUGGAGAUUAAAGACUAUGUUCAUGAUUUUUUUAAGUCUUUUUUCGAAGAAGAAUUUGAGAGAAGGCCGUCUUUUGGUGAUUUGGGUUUGAAGAAACUUCUUGAGAGGGAGGCUUUUAGUAUUGAACGUCCUUUCACGGAGGAGGAAGUGACGAUUGAAAGAGGUUUGGUUUCUUCCAACCAAACCGCCUUUGUUUCGGGUAGAAACAUGAUGGAUGGGGUUCUUUUGGUGAAUGAGAUAGUAGAUUGGUCGAAGAGGAAGAAAAGAAGUUGCCUUUUGCUAAAGGUGGAUUUCGAAAAGGCUUAUGAUUCCGUUUCUUGGCAAUACCUUAGAGAUAUUAUGUCUUUGAUGGGUUUUGGAGAGAGAUGGAUGAGGUGGAUGGAAGCUUGCAUUUUUAGUAACCAUAUGUCCGUUUUGGUUAACGGAAGCGCUACUAAAGAAUUCAAGGUGCAUAGGGGUCUUAGACAAGGCGAUCCUUUGUCUCCGUUUCUUUUUGUUAUUGCCAUGGAGGGUUUAACUGCUCUCGUGAAAAGGUCGGUUGAGUUGGGUAAGUUCAAGCCUUUCAAGUAUGGGGAAGGUGAGUAUGUGGACAUUCUCCAAUUCGCGGAUGAUACCAUUAUGUUAGGAGAAGCUUCUUGUGACAACAUUUGGAAUCUAAAAGUUUUGUUGAGAGGGUUUGAAUUGGUGUCCGGGUUGAAGAUUAAUUUUUCUAAAAGCAACAUCUUAGGUGUUAAUGUGGGUGAUUGGUAUCUCAAUGCCGCCACGAAGUUUCUUGCUUGCAAGAAUGGUACGCUUCCUUUCAAAUUUUUAGGAAUCAUGGUGGGGGAGAGUCCUAGAAAAAAGAAAGUGUGGACGGAAGUUGUUAAUAAAAUAAAAGGGCGCCUCUCUUUGUGGAAGGGAAGGAACAUUUCAAUGGGAGUAAGACUUACCCUUAUUAAUUCGGUCUUGAAUUCAAUUUCCAUUUUUAAUCUUUCCUUCUUCAAAGUUCCGGGAAUCAUUGCCAAAGAGAUUAGAAGGCUUCAAAGUGAAUUUCUUUGGAGAGGUAAUUUGGAAAAAAGGAGCAUUCAUUGGGUGAGGUGGGAUGUUGUUUGUAGGCCUAAGGAGAAAGGAGGAUUGGGGGUUAGAGAUGUCAAGGAGGUUAAUAAAGCUUUACUUUUGAAGUGGAAGUGGAGAAUUUUAAACGAUGAUAAUGCUAUAUGGAGUAGUUUUCUUAAAGCGAGGUAUGUUAGCCCAAAAUUAAAAAUGCAAGUUUCUAGUGGUGAUUUGAUUAGUGGCGAUGAUUCGAUUUGGUGGAGGGAUUUGUGUAAGAUCAAUUUGCUAGAUGAUUAUGUGGAGUUUGGUUUUACCGGGUGUUUCAAAAGUAGUUGCAUGAAUGGGAAGGAUACUCUUUUUUGGCAUACCGUGUGGGUGGGAGACAAACCCCUUCGCUUUUCUUUCCCGGAUUUGUAUGACUUAUCUAUUAAGAAAUAUUGUUCGGUAGCGGAGAUAUUGAAUUGGGUUGACGGAAGACAUGUGUGGGAUGUUCAAGCUCUUUUUUCUCGGGGAGAUGGUAGUGUUUCGGCUAUGGGGGCAGCAGCGGUCCUUUUGCCGUGUUGGCACCGGUUUCGUGAGCAAGUGGAGGGUCACAUUCUGAGUGAUGGUGCGAGUGACUCUUACGGUUGGUUCUUUAAUUCGGAUAAGGAGUUUACGGUAGCGGGAAUUUCGUGGAUUAUAAAUAACUCUAAAUCUUUAGCUUGGGAUCUUGGUGUGAUCCGUUCUUUGAAAGUAAUGUGGAGCAUUCCAUUACCGCCAAAGAUAAAGAUGUUUUCUUGGAGAUUUUUUGUCGACCGCCUUCCGUCUAAAGAUCUUUUAUUGUUAAGAGGAGUCUCUAAUUUGUCUAAUCCGGAUUGUGAGUUUUGUGGUGUCCAUGUUGAAACUUCUUUUCAUCUCUUUUUUUAUUGUCAAAGGGCGAAAGAGAUUUGGAAACAUAUGUUCGAGUGGCUUGGGAUACCAGAGGCGAUCACCAUAGAGGAGUUUCUUGAUUUUGAGAUUUUACAAGAAAAGGUGAAGAACAAUAAUAGAAAGGCUAAGAUCAAUGUGGUGUGGUUAUCUACGGGGAGGAAUAUUCUUGAAACAGAUCAUCCAGAAGGUCCUUUUGGCACUAAGGGUGGAGACGAAGCAGAUUGUGAUGAAGAUAUGGAAGAAGCUUGUGAUGAUCAUGAAGAUGUGGAAGAAGGUUCUGCUGAAGAUGUGGAAGAAGCUGGUUGUGCAAAAGAUGUGGAAGAAGAACAAGGAGCAGAUCAAGAAGAAUAG
Vicia villosa (hairy vetch) is the source of this 3471-nucleotide messenger RNA. RefSeq lists its product as uncharacterized. The record is from RefSeq and is a predicted model, not a curated record. Lineage: Eukaryota; Viridiplantae; Streptophyta; Magnoliopsida; Fabales; Fabaceae. The transcript has 4 exons. The coding region runs from base 1 to 3471 and encodes 1156 amino acids. Gene Ontology annotation, molecular function: catalytic activity.